AUGGCGGAUUUGCUUGGAGGGGGUGCUAUAGGUGUAGCUUUUGAUCUUCUAAUGCAAGCUAUAUUAGAUGUAACAAUUGAAGUAGCGACUUUCAAUUCUGAACUCGAACACUUGAAAUUGACUCUGAUUUUGAUCAAACCAUUUGUCGAGGAUAUAGAGAAGCUAAACAAAGUGCUGAACUUCCGACAACAGGGAGCAGAGGAGCUCGCUAAUCGGUUCAGAAAAGGCGAAAAUCUCGUCCGCAAGUGCAUGGAAAUCAAAUGGUGGAAUGCGAUCAAGAAGUAUUCGUAUGCGAAGAAAUUGGAAAAAUAUGAAGCCUCGUUGCUGUGGUUUUUCCAGAUAAAUGUGCAGGCUGAGUUGUCCAGAGAUGGCAAAAUUGUUGCUGUGGGAGUAAAAGUUCUUGAGGAGAAAAUGGAUAAAAUAAUUUCUAUCCAAGAUAAUGGUCGUAGUGUUAACUCAAAUGGGUUUUCAGGUUGGUGUGGUGUUCCGGGCGUUCCAGAUUUUGUGGUUGGAUUAGACGCGCAGCUUCAGGAACUGAAGGGGAUGCUGCUAAAGGAUGGAGUGCCAAUUGUUGUACUUUCGGCUCCUGGUGGCUGCGGCAAGACUACACUGGCGAAAUUACUCUGUAAUGAUGAUGAAAUUAAAGGUAUAUAUGGGAAUAAUAUCUUCUUUCAGACAGUCUCAAGAGCACCUAAUCUCCAACUAAUGGUUCAAAAAGUGUUUCAGAGUAACAAAAACCAGCAGGUGCCUAUCUUUCAAAGUGACGAAGAUGCAAUGUACCAACUAGAACAAUUUUUCCUGCGGCAAGUAGGACUAGCUCCCAUACUAUUAGUCCUGGACGAUAUGUGGUCAGGAUCCGAGUCACUCAUUGAUCAAUUCCUUCUUCCAAAACGUGGAUAUAAAAUUUUGGUUACAUCGAGAUUUGUUUUUCCACAAUUUGAAUGGACUUGUAAAUUGAAUAUGUUGAAUCAUCAAGAUGCAAUGACUCUAUUUCAUCAUUAUGCCUUCAAAGAUGGGAUCUGCACUGUGCAAAAACAUCUUGUAGAAAAGGUGGUCAGAGGUUGCUCAGGAUCUCCAUUGGCCCUUACAGUUGUAGGCAGGUCACUCUAUAGGCAGCCUGAGGUGAAGUGGAUAAGUACAGUUCAAAAUUGGUCCCAAGGGCAAUCCAUUUACGAUACCAACAUGGUUUUGCUUAGUCGUCUCAAAACCAGCUUAGAUGCCUUGGAUGGAAUGGCAGUCCUCAAGAAUUGUUUCUUGGAUCUAGGUUUAUUUCCUGAAGAUCAAAGGAUCCCUGCUGCAGCUCUUACGGAUAUGUGGGUGGAACUGUACAACCUAGAUGAAUGUGGCAUGUAUACCCUUAUCUAUCUCCUUGAACUCUCAAACAGAAAUCUGGUUAAUCUUACUCUUGUCAGAAAAGAUGAUCAGGAUGCCAUUGACUACUGCAAAGACCAUUUUGUAAUGCAACAUGAUCUUCUGAGGGAGUUGGCUAUCCACCAAAGUAGACAAGGUUCCAUAGAAGGGAGAGAGCGACUCAUUGUGGAAAUAAAUAGGAAUGCCUUCCCUGAGUGGCUAACUGAUCAGAAGCAGCAACCCAUCAAUGCCCGCAUUCUGUCUAUCACUACAGAUAAUGCAUUCUGCUCAAACUGGUCUAACGUGCAAAUACCUGAUGUUAAGGUUCUAAUACUGAACUUUCAAAUCAAAUUCUACACCUUACCCGAAUUCAUGGAGAGAAUGAGCCGCCUGACAGUUCUAUUAGUGACGAAUUAUGGUUUUACCCGAGCAUACUUAGAAAACUUUCCACUGCCUAGUCAGUUAAACAAUCUAAAGAGACUUCGGUUGGAGAAUAUUUCCAUCCCAUCUAUUGCCACUUCCAUACUGCAGCUAAAAAAUUUGCAGAAAAUAUCCAUGAUCAUGUGUGAGAUUGGGAAGGCAUUCGAAGAAUGCACAAUUUCAAUCUCCAAUACAUGGCCAAAUCUCAACGAGAUAAAUAUCGAGUAUUGUGACAACUUAGUUGAAAUACCAGCAUGGGUUUGUGGCCUUAUCCAUCUUAAGAAGAUCAACUUGAGAUACUGUCAAGAGUUGGUUACUCUUCCUCCAGAACUGGGAAAUCUGACAAAUUUAGAAGUGCUGAGGCUUCAGUCUUGUACACAACUUUUAGAGUUGCCGGAAUCAAUUUCUGGACUCCGGGAAUUGAAGUUCCUUGAUAUCUCUGACUGUGUGGAAAUGGACCACUUGCCUGAGCAGCUAGGUGAUUUAUGUGGGCUGCGAACAAUACACAUGAUGGGUUGCACAGCUUUAUCUGAGCUGCCGCCUUCUGUAAUGGAUCUUGUGCAGUUAGAACGUGUGAUAUGUGACGAUGAAAUAGCUUGUUUAUGGCAAUUUUACAGGGAUAAUCUGGAUAAGUUGGAGAUUGUUGUGGUAAAAGAAGACGUAAACCUUAACUGGCUUCACAAGAGACCUGCUUGA
Fraxinus pennsylvanica is the source of this 2466-nucleotide messenger RNA. The record is from the annotation of a GenBank genome assembly. Lineage: Eukaryota; Viridiplantae; Streptophyta; Magnoliopsida; Lamiales; Oleaceae.